UUUAACAAGGUAAUGACUCCAUUAAUCCCAUUUCUUGUUCUUCAAUCCUCUUAUAUGAUUAUUCAAUCAUAUUUCACACCCUAGUAUUGUUCUACAUGUUGGGAAGUGUAGAAUGAGGGGUUGGAAGGUAGUUUAAAGUCCAAGAACGGACUUAGAAGCCAAAGUGACCGGUUCGCCGGAAAAUAACCUUUUGAGGUUAUUUAUAUUACUAUGGGUUUUAUGAUGAUAAAACCUUGUUAGUAACUUGUCUAAGGUAUUCAAGGAACUUUCACGGAGUUGAAAGGGUCAUCGGAGUUGUCGCCGGAGUUCGUUGAAGUUCGCCGGAGUUUCGCCGAAGCUAAAUCGGGAAGGCUAGAACUUCAUAAGCUUCAUUAAGGUGAGAAGACGGCUUUAUGCUUUAUAACUUUUGCGUGAGGCCUGAGAUUACCUAAAGUAAUCAAGGCUAUGUUUUGUGGAAUGAUUAAAGAUAACCAAGUGGUUGCUUAUGCCAUGAUUAUACAUAAAACAUAGUUGAAAAGCAUGUUAUGUAGGUUUGGUGAUUAAAAAUGUGAUAACUUAUUAUGUGUGAUGUUCCAGGGAUCCAAAAUGGUAUUUUUGGAUCAAGGACGUCAAGAAGUAUAUGUGUGUAAAAUUUCACGUUAAUCGGACUCCGUUUGGGUGGUCAAACGAGCGUUGACCGUCAAGUCAACUGCCAUACCCGACCGGGUAUUGACACAUACCCGACCGGGUAUUUGCUAAAGAAUUGCCCUAGGGGGCUACUGCCUCCUAUACCCGAUCGAGUAUGGGUAGAUACUCGAUCGAGUAUACAUUGAAAAUUAGCUUUGUGGGCUACUGUCUCCUGUACUCGAUCGAGUAUGGGUAGAUACUCGAUCGAGUAUUGGUUUAUGCUCAAAACGGGCAGUUUUGAGUAGGUUAACGUGGGCCGUUCAGGUGGGACCCACCCACGUUGGUUCCUAAGGAUUGUUAUAUGACUAUAGGGCUAGGCAUUGUCCAUAGUUAAAGGAAUGAAAGGUUAGCCUUAUCCAGGUUAGGAUUUGGUAGAGGAUAGACUGGGGAUUGAGUACCCUUGAACGGUAAAUGAUCCAGAAUACUCCAGGUGGGGUCGAGUACCUUUGGACGGUAUAUGAUCCAGAAUAUUCCAGGUGGGGUCGAGUACCCUUGGACGGUAAAUGAUCCAGAAUACUCCAAGUGGGGUCGAGUACCCUUGGACGGUAAAUGAUCCAGAAUACUCCAGGUGGGGUCGAGUGCCCUUGGACGGUAAAUGAUCCAGAAUACUCCAGGUGGGGUCGAGUACCCUUGGACGGUAAAUGAUCCAGAAUACUCCAGGUGGGGCCGAGUACCCUUGGACGGUAAAUGAUCCUAAAUACUCUAGGUGGGGUUGAGUGCCUUGGACGGUAAAUGAUCCUAAAACACUCGGUAGUAUGAAUCGAAGGUAGACUAUAGCUUGUGAGCUCGGCAACCGGGAAAGGAGUGAGAAAAGUCAGGUAAGAACUUUAUCUCUAAAAGAAUCUUUAAGGUAAAUGACCUACGGGUUGAGUAUUUUACGAGUAUAUAUACAGUAUGUAUCAUCGGGUGGAUGAGAGACAUCUAUAUAUAUGUAUCACCCUAUUUUUGGGUCUCGUGUCUGAAACAUUAGUUAUUCUUCAUAUAGCCUACUUGUCACUAGUACUUCUAUGGAGUACUGACCCCUCCGGGGGGCCUCACAUUUUCCAGAUUAAGGCUAGAGUCCUACUACCUGCACCUUUGCCUAGGGUGAUCAUUCAAGGAGGAAGAUGUGGUUCGUGCUUCCAUUCGUAUUUGAAAUUUAUAAACCGCUCAUGGAUUUUUGAACAAUGUUUUCCUUAAAACAGUUGGGGGCCUGCGUGCCCGUGUUUGCCACGUGUGGCUAAGUAUCAAACAUAUUAUUAUUUCCGCAUUUGUUUGAUUAUGAUAUUGAUGUUGAUUAUAUGUGUUUACUAAUCGGUUUGGCAAUAGAAUCAAUCGGACGCCUUGUACAAUUCAAUAGGGAUGAACUGUUGUUGUUCUUAUCGGGUUGUACGGCGGUUGUCUACGUGGCUCGGAUGCGGUCCAGGGCGUGACAAUUAAGUGGUAUCAGAGCCAUCGGUUUCUAAACUAUAUAAUUAACCUCUCAAUAUGGUUAUCCUCAAAAAGUUUUGAAUAAAACCAUGAGCAAAAGUUUUUGUACUUAAGGAACCGUUUGAAACCAAGUUAUUGACCUCUUAUUGUUAAAACGGUACCCUUAACAGUUUGUUGGCCAUAAUGUUGGACCAAGUGGUGUCUUCUGUACUAAUCUGUCAAUUGACAUUGAAAUGAGUCUAAUGACUCAUUCCUUAUUUCUUUCAGAAAUGGAGGGUGGACGCAGGAUUACUAGGAGGAACCCGACGGGUCAUGCACCGGGGGCCACCGGGCACGAUACACGGGCUGAAUCACGGACCUCUAGGGGUAGAGGCCGGGGCCAAGGCCGAGGCAGGGGUCGUGGGCGUUCUACAACGUCGAUGGCAAGUAGCACGCGUGUCGGUUCUGUGCACCCAUCUUGGAUCACCGAACCGGACGAUUUCACAUAUGCUCCAAGCACGGAGCAAGAGGAGACCCCGUACAACGGGGAGGACUUUGAUGAAGAAGAUGAGGAUGACGAUCCUCAUUAUGACCGUAUGAGUGAGGUACUAGAAUGGUACCUGGAAAAUAAGGCAAAGAGAGAGCAGCGGCGCCAAGCUAGACAGGUUAGGCAAGCCGUGGGACAGGGGAGCCGGGGGGCUUCUAGUGCUCCAUCUGGGGCAUUCGGUGGAGACACGAUGGUACGUAUCUCCAAGUACCUCAAGGAGGCUAGAGCCUUGGGGUGCAAGUCAUUUGAUGGCAAGGGCGACAUUUCUGAGGCCGCCGACUGGAUUAAGAAGCUGAAUGAUGCUUCCAGGGACAUGCAAAUUGGACUCGACGUGAAGUUGAGGGUUGUCACCAGGCUACUUGAGGGGGUAGCUGCUGUGUGGUGGGAAGGCGUGGAAGGGAAGUUCCACGGUGAAGCCACUUAGGAGAAAUUCGAAGUGGAGUUUUAUAAUCAGUACUACUCAAUUUUUGAAGUCAAUCUCAAAAGGAGAGAGUACACAAACCUGAAACAAUAGGAUGGUUGCUCGGUGAGGCAAUUGGAACAGAGGUUCCGUGACUUGGCACGAUUCAUCCCAGAAUACUCUUUGGAUGAAAAUCGUAUGGCCAAUCACUUUUGGGAUGCUCUACAGUUGGACAUCCGUGACCGGGCUACUUACCAUCAUAACAUGACAUUUAGCCAGAUCGUCGAUCAAGGGCUCCUUGGGGAAGCCCAAUGGAACGAGAGGAAGUUGAGGGACGCCGAGGAGGCGAAGAAGAGAAGAUGGGGAAACUCUGGACCCCAAGACCACUCUCGGAAGCAUCACGCCGGGGGUGGCAAUUCAUUCAGGGCGCCGGCACCACCGACGAAAAGGAAUAAGGGCUCAGAAGGGCAAGGGGCAAAACAAGGGAGUACAUGGUCACCGAGGUGCGCAAAUUGCGGCAAGAACCAUGCGGGGAAGUGCAAUGAACCACCCCGAUGUUACAAAUGUGGUAGCACGAGCCACCUCAAAUCCUCUUACCCAAUGUUGAAUGGAUGGGGACCAUCGGGGGUUAUGGAAGGACCUACGGCUAGUAGGGGACACGCGGGACCAUCCCAGGCCGACGCAGGAAGGGGCGGACCCACGGCUAGCAACGCCGCGUCCGUUAACCAAGGGAGGACCCAGGCACAGGUAUAUGCUAUGACCAAGGCUGAUGCUCGGGCCAACCCGGACUCCAUUGCAGGUAAUCUCGUGAUUACACACGCAUUUUGUUGAUGUAUUUGGAUUAAAAAUCUUCAAAAAAAAUAUGAAGGACCCGAUCGGGUAUCCCUAUAGACCCGACCGGGUAUAGACCAUGCUUCGAUUUUGAAGUGUGUACUCGUUCGGGCAAGCGUGGCAGAAUCCUUCAUUUUUGACACUUCGAGCAAUACCCGAUCGGGUAUGGCUAUAUACUCGAUCGGGUAUGUGUAAAAAUUGAGCUUCGAGGUGUGUACUCGAUCGAGCGUUGAUGACAGGAAGCUAUUAAAUUGGAAAUUUUGAGUGAUACUCGACCGGGUAUAGGCAUAUACUCGACCAGGUAUCGACAUUUAUCUCGAGUUUGAAGUGUGUGCCCGAUCGAACAUUCAGAGCAGAACGUUGUGAUGUUUUUAGCCAUGCCCGACCGGGUAUGGGAAUAUACCCGACCGGGUAUAGAUAAAUUGUUCGGGUUCGAGGCCGGUACUCGACCGAGCAAGGAAAACAGAAGGUUUUUCCUUAAGGACUCGAGUGAUACCCGACCGGGUAGAGGACCCUACCCGACCGGGUAUAGGGUAUCCCUAGGCUGAAUUUUUUUUCGUUCGGUCCUUUUCAGUCGGGAUGUUGAGUAGUGUGUCUUGCAUGACUUAUGUAUGUAGGGACACUAACGAUCAACGAUAGGGAUGCGAGAAUUCUCAUCGAUACCGGAGCACAACGUUCAUUUGUGAGCGAAGCGUUUGCCAAGGGUUUGGACAUGCCUUUGGUAGCAAUGAUACAACCUUUGUUGGUCUCCACGCCAUUGGGAGAUGAUGUAGAGCGGAAACACUACUAUCCCUCGCGUAAUGUAGGGAUAGGGGAGCACUGUCUAACGGGUGACUUUGUGUCGUUAGAUAUGCUCGAGUUUGAUGCUAUACUGGGCAUGGAUUGGCUCGAAAAACUCCAUGCGAAAGUAGAUUGCUACACCAAGAUGUUAGAACUAAAAGAUGGAGAAGGAAAUACUCUAUGCUUCGAGGGAGAUAGAGGGAAAUUCAAUCCUUGUAUCAUAUCGGCCAUAAGAGCAAGGUGUAUGAUGAGGAAAGGGUGUCAAGCAUGCUUGGCCUAUGUCAUAGGCAAGGAAGGCAAGGGAAAGAGUCUCAUUGAGGUGAGAGUGGUGAGUGAGUACCCAGAAGUUUUCCCUGAAGAACUCCCGGGACUCCCACCAGAUCGAGAAAUUGAGUUCACCAUUGAAGUAGAACCCGGUACAAAACCCAUCUUGAUUCCUCCAUAUCGGAUGGCACCGGCUGAACUUCAAGAGUUGAAGGUUAAAUUAGAAGAAUUACUGGACAACGGAUUCAUUAGGCCGAGUCAUUCACCGUGGGGAGCACUGGUACUCUUUGUAAAGAAGAAAGAUGGUACACUCAGAAUGUGUAUCGAUUAUCGUCAGUUGAACAAGGUCACGGUAAAGAACAAAUACCCUUUGCCAAGGAUCAAUGACUUAUUUGAUCAACUACGGGGGGCAACCGUGUUCUCUAAGAUCGACUUGAGGUCAGGCUACCAUCAACUGAAGAUCAAGAAGAGUGACAUACCCAAAAGUGCAUUUCGUACAAGGUAUGGUCACUAUGAGUUCCUAGUAAUGUCGUUUGGGCUUACGAACGCACCCGCGGCAUUCAUGGACCUCAUGAAUCGAGUAUUCCAUCAAUACUUGGACCAAUUCGUCAUAGUGUUCAUUGAUGACAUUUUGAUAUACUCCAUGAAUGAAGAGGAGCACGAAAAACAUCUAAGGCUUGUGUUUGAAACACUGCAGGAGAAGCAACUCUUUGCCAAAUUCUCUAAAUGUGAAUUUUGGCUUGGGGAGAUCGGUUUCCUCGGGCAUGUGGUAUCGGGCUCGGGCAUUUCAGUUGAUAACUCAAAGAUUGAAGCGAUCACUAAUUGGGAGAGGCCCAAGAAUGUGAAGGAGAUAAGGAGUUUCCUCGGUUUAGCGGGGUAUUACCGCAAAUUUGUGGAGAAGUUCUCGGUGAUAACAUCUCCACUCACGAAGCUCACUAAAAAGGGGGCUAAGUUUGUGUGGGAUGACAAGUGUGAGAAGGGGUUUCUUGAGUUAAAGAAACGUUUGACCGAAGCACCAGUGCUUGCCUUACCCGUGCAAGGGUUAGGGUAUGACAUCUACAGUGAUGCCAACAUUCAGGGACUGGGAUGUGUACUGAUGCAACCGAGGAAGGUAAUUGCUUAUGCUUCUUGGCAGUUGAGAAAGCAUGAAGUAAACUACCCCACACAUGAUCUGGAGCUAGGUGAUGUGGUGUUUGCAUUGAAGAUUUGGAGACACUACCUCUACGGAGAGUUGUGUCACAUCUAUACUGACCACAAGAGCUUGAAGUAUGUGUUCACUCAGAAAGAGUUGAACAUGAGACAGAGAAGAUGGAUGGAGUUGAUCAAGGAUUAAAACUUGAUCAUUGACUAUCAUCCAGGCAAGGCUAAUGUAGUAGCCGAUGCAUUGAGCAGGAAGAGCUCAUCAUCAGGGGUUUUACUCACAUGCUUACGGGCAUUGAGGGCACGCGUGGAGGUAUCCACGGAUGGGACGCUAUUGGCCAGAUUUGAGGUGAGACCCAUCUUAUUAGAUGAAAUCAGAACAUGUCAAGGCAAUGACGAGGAAUUUCAGAAAAUUCGGGAACGAAUGCUUGUGGGGCUCGUCGAGGGUUUCCGUGAGAGAGAAGAUGGAAUUCUACUAUUCAAGGAAUGAGUGUGUGUGCCAUCGGAUGAGGAGCUCCGAAAAUCUAUCCUUGAGGAGGCUCACUCAUCUGCGUAUGCCAUGCACCCGGGCGGUACAAAGAUGUACCGGGACUUGAAAGAAAGUUACUGGUGGUCGGGGAUGAAGAGAGAGAUUGCAGAAUACGUGAGUCGUUGCCUUACCUGUCAACAGGUUAAAGCAGAACACCAACACCCAGCAGGGUUACUACCACUUACCAUUCCAGAAUGGAAGUGGGAGCAUGUUACCAUGGACUUCGUGGUGGGUCUGCCAUGGACGGUUAAGAACUACGACGCAGUAUGGGUGGUGGUUGAUAGACUGACCAAGAGUGCUCAUUUUCUACCUAUCAACACUACCUAUACGCUCGAGCGAUUGGCCAAAUUGUACACAGAUGAGAUUGUGAGGCUGCGUGGGGUUCCGGUUACUAUAGUAUCGGAUAGAGACCCACGGUUGACAUCACGCUUUUGGCCUAAGUUCCAGGAAUCCAUGGGUACGAAAUUGAGGUUUAACACCGCAUUUCAUCCUCAAACGGAUGGGCAAUCUGAACGGGUGAUUCAGAUUUUGGAGGACAUGUUGAGGGCAUGUGCCUUGGAGUUCCGAGGAAGCUGGGACAAUCAGUUGGACUUAGUGGAAUUCACCUACAACAACAGUUAUCAGGCAAGUAUAGGCAUGCCUCCAUACGAAGCAUUGUAUGGGAGGAAAUGCCGGACACCAUUGUGUUGGGACGAGGUCGGCGAGGCUAAGCUCGAGGGCACCGAGCUAGUCGAGAUCACUAAAGAGAAGAUAAAAGUCAUACAGGAUAGGCUCAAGGCUGCUCAAGACCGGCAGAAGAGCUAUGCUGAUAAACGUCGGAGGACGUUGGAGUUUGAGGUCGGUGACGAGGUAUUUCUGAGGGUGUCACCUUGGAAAGGGAUCAUCAGGUUCCUCAGUCGGGGUAAGCUUAACCCACGCUAUAUAGGUCCGUUCAAAAUCCUUGAAAGGAUCGGGGUUGUAGCUUACCGACUUCAGUUGACCCCGGAGUUAGAGAAAAUUCACAAUGUAUUUCAUGUUUCUAUGCUCAAGAAGUAUGUGCGGGACCCGUCACAUAUUCUUGAGAAACCACCGGUGAAAAUCCGAGAAGACCUACACUAUACGGUGCAGUCGGUAAAGAUCAUAGACCGACAGGUGAAGAAGCUAAGGAGCAAAGAGGUGUCGAUGGUAAAGGUAUUUUGGAAGAGUGAUCGAAUCGAGGAGCAAACUUGGGAAGUGGAGACCUUGAUGAGGGAACAAUAUCCAUUUCUGUUUGAUUAGACACGUGGAUUUCGGGGACGAAAUCCCAAAUAAGGGGGGUAGAACUUGUAACACCGCCCCCAAGUAAUUGUACCUUAUCAAAUUAUGUAUUGAACCCUGGGAAAUAAAUAAAAGCAUUUUUACGUAAUUGUAAAUUUCUAUCAUUUCUUUUACGUGAAUAGUAAAAUUCAUGUGGGACCCACACCGGAAGUGGGGCCGCCCGAUAUUAUCGGGACCACAUAUUAUAAUAAUCUUGGACUAGAUAAUAUGUAUAUGGUGGUGGAUAUCAAGGAGGAAGAUGUGGUUCGUGCUUCCAUUCGUAUUUGAAAUUUAUAAACCGUUCAUGGAUUUUUGAACAGUGUUUUCCUUAAAACAGUUGGGGCCUGCGUGCCCGUGUUUGCCACGUGUGGCUAAGUAUCAAACAUAUUAUUAUUUCCGCAUUUGUUUGAUUAUGAUAUUGAUGUUGAUUAUAUGUGUUUACUAAUCGGUUUGGCAAUAGAAUCAAUCGGACGCCUUGUACAAUUCAAUAGGGAUGAACUGUUGUUGUUCUUAUCGGGUUGUACGGUGGUUGUCUACGUGGCUCGGAUGCGGUCCGGGGCGUGACAUACGUAGUCCAACAUACCGCAGUUUCAGGGCCCAAGGGCCAGGGGACGUACGUCUCAUAGCUCUCACCAUGGGGAUCAGGCUGCCACCAAAA
This is a messenger RNA of Cuscuta europaea, 8479 nucleotides long. The record is from the annotation of a GenBank genome assembly. NCBI's taxonomy places the organism in Eukaryota, Viridiplantae, Streptophyta, Magnoliopsida, Solanales, Convolvulaceae.